This is a messenger RNA of Vitrella brassicaformis, 2230 nucleotides long. The record is from the annotation of a GenBank genome assembly. Lineage: Eukaryota; Vitrellaceae.
CUCGGAUCUGCAGCAUGGUUUGCAGGAGAGGGACGUGCUGUCAACGUGGAGAGCCUUCAACCGUGUGCAGAGUGCAACAAUUUGCAAGAGAUGGAUGAGCGAACGGAGAAACCGCAGAAGGUGGAGGGUGGGAGGGCGGCGGGGCGGCCUGCGCUUGCUUUCGACGCACCUUCCACAGGUCGGCCCGUGGAUGCCUUCCAGCUGGAGAUGAUUCCAGGCAACCACUAUGGCAGAACCUGGAUGGUCGACGUGCAACCUUCCUUUGAGGUACGUACGCGAAAAAUGAAUGAAGGCUGAAUGGAAUGUAAGGCGGAUGGGAUGGGUGGAUGCAUUGGCUGGCAGGUGUUUGAUCUGGUGCUUCUGGUGCAAGAGAAGAUCAGCGUGCCCGCCGAGGCCAUAUGGCUGUUGCAUGCCGACAAGCCGCUCUACACGCUCAACAGCACUCUCGGCGACUACGGCAUACGGCCCAACAGCGUGAUACGGUCCAAUGUGCGCUUCUUUAUCCAUGGUGCCCGUCGGCUCACGCCUUACGGUAAGGAGGGUGCAGGUGAAGCAAGCAGUAUGUGUAUGUGUAUGUGUAUGUGUGUGUCUGUCUAUAGACGUGUGUUUCCCUUCAGAUUCCGUGCAAGGGCCGUGGAAUGUGAGUGCAGUGUGCGGUAUGAAGACCACCCAGAUGCGCACGGUUGGUGUGUGGUGUGCUGUGCUGUGCUGUGCUGUGCAGGAGGUGGUGAUCCCCUCACUCGUGGACAAGUACUGUGACAACGCGGACAGACUGGCCAACGCACACGCAGCUGCACAGGAAAUGGUACGGACAGGCAUAACUCAGUCUCAUCAUAUGUGUGUAGGUACGCUGCGUCCACCAUCGUGCCUCUCUCUGUCAGGUGUUGCAGAUCGUAUCGGUUGACGACGAGAGUGGGGUGCCCGUCCUAGGGCUGUUCGCCAUCCGCGGAAAGGACACGGUGCAGCAGGUGGACGUCUACCGUGGCGUGGGAGAGGUGCGCGAGCGGCUGUCGCGCAUCUCGCCCGCCGCGGCCGACCAAGCGGCGGACCUUCUAGCGUCGGUGGAUGACUUUGAGAAGGUGUCAUCGGUGCGGCGGGCGCAGAGGCGGCUGGCUGCCGUCAGGACGGGCCGGGGGGCUGUGUUCGAAUUGUUGGAGCAACUCAAUCAGGCAAGUGGAGAGGGGGCGGGGUAGGGCAGAAGACAACGCAUUUUUCGGUCUUUCCAUCAGGAGCGUUUGAUCAAGAAGGAGCGCGACACUGCCGUCAGUCAGGCAAGCAAGUGGGAGGGAAGGGGGAAAGAAAUGAUUGAUGUGCGGGUUUGUUUACCGUCCACCCCUCAGAUCAAAAAGGCACACGACUGCACCGUUGCCCAGCUCAACAGAACCAUUCGGUGCGAAAGGGGAUCGACUCCAUUUAUCCAUUCAUCGCUUCUUUUGUCGGCAUGUGCAGGGAGAAGGACAGCGAGCUGCAGCGCCACGUGGCCGACAGGAAGGCCAAGGCCGCCCUCCUCACCCUCAAGGACAACACCAUCACGUCGCUCAAGCAGGAGAUCGCCGCACACCGCACCCAGAUCGACCGGCUCGAGCAGCAGACCGCUACACUCGAGAGGGAGCGCCUCACCGACGACCGGCUGCGUCAGUGUGGGUCUGCAGCUGAGAUUGAGUGCAUAAUGGGGCGGGCGGAUGAGGAGAUGGGGCGGCUGCCGGGCUUCAAGCGGCGUGCUGAGGCGCUGCACGACGAGAUGAAGAGGAGGGAGGAAGAGAGCGACCGCAUGUGUGUCGCCUGCAAGGAGAGGGAGAAGACCGUCACACUGCCGUGUGGUCAGUCAGCUACAGAGACAGAAUGAUGACGUUCACCGCCAUGUGUGUCUCUGUGGACAUGCGUGUGUGCAGGACAUGUGUGCUAUUGCGAGGAGUGCUACCGGCCCAUCCUGUCAGGCCCACCCGAGAGGCCAGCUGACGGCAAUGGCAAUGGCGAUGAUGAAGACGAGGAGAUGGCCGAGGAGCCGGGACCCAGAUGUGGCCUCUGCCGCAAACCAUUCUCGUGAGUGCCGGCCAGGGAAAGCUUCGCUUCAUGUGUUCAUGAGCAUCGCACGAAUGGGUGCGUGGAUGUGUUGCAUGGCCAUGGCCUUUGACUCGAUGCAUGUCGCUGUGCGGUGCGUCUCCAUACAGACAGACGUGAACGGCAGUGCAAGCUUCCCGCGUACACCAUGGAGAAAGGCAUGUUAAUC